Messenger RNA from Cyprinodon tularosa, 1097 nucleotides. It is a transcript of the gene star, whose product is annotated as steroidogenic acute regulatory protein. Gene Ontology annotation, biological process: steroid biosynthetic process; regulation of steroid biosynthetic process; intracellular cholesterol transport. The record is from RefSeq and is a predicted model, not a curated record. Lineage: Eukaryota; Metazoa; Chordata; Actinopteri; Cyprinodontiformes; Cyprinodontidae. Gene Ontology annotation, cellular component: mitochondrial intermembrane space; mitochondrion. The coding region runs from base 131 to 991 and encodes 286 amino acids. The transcript has 7 exons. Gene Ontology annotation, molecular function: cholesterol binding; cholesterol transfer activity.
UGCAGCAGUACCUUCCACUCUACACUGUUACCCCUCAGAUAUACUUUAACGUUUAUCUUAGCAGCUUGUAUUUCAGUUUUCCAAUUUUUGUUUUUACAUUUUUUUGUACCAGUAAUUCAUACAAAGCAAAAUGCUGCCUGCAACUUUUAAACUGUGUGCUGGCAUCUCCUAUCGACACAUGAGGAACAUGACAGGUCUAAGGAGAAAUGCCCUGGCAGCCAUCCAUCAAGAGCUGAACAGGCUGGCAGGUCCAGGCCCCAGUAACUGGAUCAGCCAAGUCCGCCGACGAAGCUCUCUACUAAGUUCUCGGAUUCAGGAGGAGGAGGGGUACAAUGAGGAAGAGAUGUCAUAUGUGAAGCAAGGUGAGGAUGCGCUGAAAAAAGCCAUCAGCAUCCUCAGCGAGCAGGAAGGUUGGACUGUGGAAACCGUAGCUGCAAACGGAGAUAAGGUUCUCAGCAAAGUCUUGCCAGACAUUGGGAAGGUGUUCAAACUUGAAGUGGUGCUGGAGCAACGUCCUGACAACCUUUAUGAAGAGCUGGUGGAAAAAAUGGAGCAAAUGGGAGAGUGGAACCCUAACGUCAAACAAGUCAAAAUUCUUCAAAAGAUUGGGCAGGACACCAUGGUGACCCAUGAAGUGUCGGCAGAGACGCCAGGCAACGUAGUAGGUCCGAGGGACUUUGUGAGUGUCCGCUGUGCUAAACGUCGAGGCUCCACCUGCUUCCUGGCUGGAAUGUCCACUCAGCAUGCAAAGAUGCCAGAGCAGAAAGGUGUCAUCAGAGCCGAGAACGGGCCUACCUGUAUAGUGAUGAGGCCCUGCGCUGAAGACCCAAAUAAGACAAAGUUUACCUGGUUACUGAGUCUGGAUCUAAAGGGCUGGAUCCCAAAGACAAUCAUCAACAAAGUGCUCUCUCAAACGCAGGUGGACUUUGCCAACCACCUCAGAAAUAGGAUGGCAAAUAACGUUUCCAUGGAGAUGGCUCACUCCUGCUGACACAAGAUGCUUCUCGAGCCAAUAGAGAGAAAAAAAAACCUUUGUUCAUCCAAAUUCUCAUCUAAAUCACUGAAAAAGUACACACUCCGGGGAGUUUUAAUGAGAU